This is a messenger RNA of Arvicola amphibius (Eurasian water vole), 1730 nucleotides long. RefSeq names its product poly(rC)-binding protein 2. Gene Ontology annotation, biological process: regulation of RNA metabolic process; regulation of gene expression. The transcript has a single exon. The coding region runs from base 118 to 1218 and encodes 366 amino acids. Gene Ontology annotation, molecular function: mRNA binding; single-stranded DNA binding. Lineage: Eukaryota; Metazoa; Chordata; Mammalia; Rodentia; Cricetidae. Gene Ontology annotation, cellular component: nucleoplasm; cytoplasm; nucleus. The record is from RefSeq and is a predicted model, not a curated record.
UUCCCGCCCGCUCCCCUUUUCCCCUCAGUCGACUCGCGCCUCCAGUUUUGGCAUUCACUCCCACCCGUGACCAAAGACUUGACCACUCAAAAGUCCAGCUCCCUGUAACUACUAGACAUGGACACCGGUGUGAUUGAAGGUGGAUUAAAUGUCACUCUUACUAUCAGGCUACUUAUGCAUGGAAAGGAAGUUGGCAGUAUCAUCGGAAAGAAAGGAGAAUCUGUUAAGAAGAUGCGCGAGGAGAGUGGUGCACGUAUCAACAUCUCAGAAGGGAAUUGUCCUGAGAGAAUUAUCACUUUGGCUGGACCGACUAAUGCCAUCUUCAAAGCCUUUGCUAUGAUCAUUGAUAAACUGGAAGAGGACAUAAGCAGCUCUAUGACCAAUAGCACAGCUGCCAGCAGACCCCCAGUCACCUUACGGCUCGUGGUUCCCGCUAGUCAGUGUGGCUCUCUGAUUGGGAAAGGUGGUUGCAAGAUCAAGGAAAUAAGAGAGAGUACAGGGGCUCAGGUCCAGGUGGCAGGGGAUAUGCUCCCCAACUCCACUGAGCGGGCAAUCACUAUUGCUGGCAUUCCGCAAUCCAUCAUUGAGUGUGUCAAACAGAUCUGCGUGGUCAUGUUGGAGACUCUCUCCCAGUCCCCCCCGAAGGGCGUGACCAUCCCGUACCGGCCCAAGCCCUCGAGUUCUCCAGUCAUCUUUGCAGGUGGUCAGGACAGGUACAGCACAGGCAGCGACAGUGCGAGCUUUCCCCACACCACCCCGUCCAUGUGCCUCAACCCUGACCUGGAGGGACCACCUCUAGAGGCCUAUACCAUUCAAGGACAGUAUGCCAUUCCACAGCCAGAUUUGACCAAGCUGCACCAGUUGGCAAUGCAACAGUCUCAUUUUCCCAUGACCCAUGGCAACACUGGAUUCAGUGGCAUUGAAUCCAGCUCUCCAGAGGUGAAAGGCUAUUGGGCAGGUUUGGAUGCAUCUGCUCAAACUACUUCUCAUGAACUCACCAUUCCAAAUGAUUUGAUUGGCUGCAUAAUUGGGCGUCAGGGCGCCAAAAUCAAUGAGAUCCGUCAGAUGUCUGGGGCGCAGAUCAAAAUUGCAAACCCAGUGGAAGGAUCUACUGAUAGGCAGGUCACCAUCACUGGGUCUGCUGCCAGCAUCAGCCUGGCUCAGUAUCUAAUCAAUGUCAGGCUUUCCUCGGAGACAGGUGGCAUGGGGAGCAGCUAGAACAGUGCAGAUUCACCCAUAAUCCCUUUCUGCUGUUCACCACCACCCAUGAUCCAUCUGUGUAGUUUCUGAACAGUCAGCGAUUCCAGGUUUUAAAUAGUUUGUAAAUUUUCAGUUUCUACACACUUUAUCAUCCACUCGUGAUUUUUUAAUUAAAAGCGUUUUAAUUCUUUCUCUGUUCAGCAGUUACGCUGAGAUAUCCAUAUUUAGUUUUAUAAGCUUCUCCCCCCUUUUCCUUUUUUUGGGGUUUUUGGCUCAUGAAUUUUUGUUUGUCAUGGAGAUGUAAGAGUGGAAUAUUAAUACAUUUCAGUUUAGUUCUGUAAUGUCAGGAAUUUUUCAAAAAAAAAUUAAAAGAUGGACUGGAGCUUUUUCUUUGUGAAUAGAAACUGGAUGCCACAGUGACUUAUGUGGGUGUUAUUCCUGUCUUGAUGUUAUUUUUAUACCUUUAAACCUUCACAGAGCCCUGGCUGGGUUUGAAUAGAAUUAAGAUUUUCUUCUGUUUUACCACUCCA